This is a messenger RNA of Sarcophilus harrisii (Tasmanian devil), 6115 nucleotides long. It is a transcript of the gene NES, whose product is annotated as nestin. NCBI's taxonomy places the organism in Eukaryota, Metazoa, Chordata, Mammalia, Dasyuromorphia, Dasyuridae. The transcript is spliced from 5 exons. Gene Ontology annotation, biological process: positive regulation of intermediate filament depolymerization. The record is from RefSeq and is a predicted model, not a curated record. Gene Ontology annotation, cellular component: intermediate filament. Gene Ontology annotation, molecular function: intermediate filament binding; CCR5 chemokine receptor binding.
GCGGGCUUCGCUCUCUCUCCACUCCAAGUCUCUCCAGAAGCUCCCCGGCUCCCUACCUAGCCCUCUCGUCCCGGUUCUCCGAAGUGCUUGGAGAUCCGACCCUUUCUCCUCUCUCUCAGUGCAUUUCUCCCUCCGGGGUGGCAUUAAGGAUGAUGGAGAGCUGCCUGGGAGAGGAGUCUGUCCAGAUGUGGGAGCUCAAUCGGAGGCUAGAGGCUUAUCUGUCUCGGGUCAAGUCUCUGGAGGAGCAAAACGAGAGGCUUCGGCUGGAGAUCGGGAGCCUCCGGGAGCUACCUGGAGAGCCGUCCUGGAGAAGCCGGGCGGAGGAGGAGCUGAAUGCUCUGCGGGCCCUGCUGGAGCAGCGCUGGAGCGAGAAGCAUGCCGCCGAAGUGGCCAGGGACAAUCUUCUGGAGGAGGUAGAAGGGGUGGCAACCCGAUGCCAGCAGCAGCGGUUAGCCCGGGAGCGGGUUAAGGAGCAGCUGGUCGAGAGCCGCCGGGUGCUGGAGGCCGAGCAGUGGGCGGGGGUGUGUCUGGGGAACCAGGCGGCCGAGCUGGAGAAGGAGCUCGAGGCCUUGGUGGCUGCCCAUGAGCAGGAGCGGGCAGGAAUGAGCGCUCAAGUGGCCCGCUCCGCAAUGAGCCUGGAGACAUUUCGCAGGGCUCCAGAUAAUGCCCCUGCCCCCGACGUCCAAGACCUAGCCCGCACGUUCGGGGAGGCAUGGAGGGGCGCGGUGGAAGGCUACCAGGCGCGCGUGGCCUGCAUGGAGGCCUCCCUGGGACAGGCCCGGGAGAGGCUGGGCCAGGUAAUGCAAGGGAGCCGAGAGGAAGAACGAGAGGCGCAGCGGCUGGACGUUGAGAGGGCAGCGCUCCAGGGCCGUCGAGAGAUGCUGGAGCAGAGGUUGGAAGGGCAGUGGCAGGAGCAACAGGAAGCGGGGGAGAAGUUCCAGCUGGCUGUGGAGGCUUUGGAACAGGAGAAACAGGAUCUCCAUAACCAGAUUGCUCAGGUCCUAGAAGAUCGACAACAGUUGAUGCAUCUGAAAAUGUCACUUAGCCUGGAAGUGGCUACAUAUAGGACCCUCCUGGAGGCUGAGAGUUCCCGGCUGCAUACAUCCAAAAUAAACUCAAAGGCUUCUGUCAUUUUCCCCGAUCCCAAGGUGGAGUUGUGUAUCCCUGUGACACCUGAGAUUCGACGUCCAGGACCUUGGCCUCCUGCCCUGAGCCCCACAACCCUUCCUAUGGUGGAUACACCUAGGACUCCAAUGCCUACAUUUCUGAAGAGUCAAGAAUUCCUCCCAACCCAGACACCCACCUUGGCCAGCACCCCCAUCCCACCCAUUUCCCAAGCUUACCACUCAGGCACUAGGAGGGAAGUCCAAGCCCAGGUGGCACCCUCCUACCUUCUCCAAGGGCCAUCUUUUGAUGGACCCAAGCCAAAGGAGAGUGAGCAUCUGACUGCUCCAAAGCUCCCAUGGGCCAAAGCCAAGGUAGGCAUUGGGGUGGACAGUAGCCCGGGGUCUGAAGAGCCAGGGGUUGAGAAACAACAGGUUCCCAGCUUUCCCUGUCCAGAUGAGCUAAUAGAACAAGAUGGAAAAAUUGUCUUAGCAACCGACUCUGGCAUUGACUCCAAAGAGACCAAAGACUAUGAGAAAGAGAAUGAAAAGCUCAGUGACUUUAAUAGUCCCCAGGCCCCAAGUACAGAGCCUAAUAAAUACCAAAAGGAGGAAAAAGAAAUCCAGGGCAUGGCAGAGGAGGAAGAAGCUAAAGAGACAAUUGUAGAAAGUUUGGAAGGAGAGACAUGGCUAAAGGGAAGAGCCCUAGACGGGAAGGAGAUCCAGGAGAACCUGAGCUUGCCAGAUAAGAUCCAGGAAACACCUGAGAUUUCAGAGGAGAAGUUUCCGGAGACACUCAGGAUUCUGAGUGGAGAGCUCACGGAAACUCUGAAGCUUCCAGGUGAGGAGAUCCAGGAGGCCCAGAAGCUGCCAAGUGAGAAAUUCCAGGAGGUCCAGAUACUUCCAGGUGAGGAGAUCCAGGAGGCCCAGAAACUGCCUGGUGAGGAGAUCCAGGAGGCCCAGAAACUGCCUGGUGAGGAGAUCCAGGAGGCCCAGAAACUGCCUGGUGAGGAGAUCCAGGAGGCCCAGAAGCUGCCAAGUGAGAAAUUCCAGGAGGUCCAGAUACUUCCAGGUGAGGAGAUCCAGGAGGCCCAGAAGCUGCCUGUUAAGGAGAUCCAGGAGGCCCAGAAACUGCCUGGUGAGGAGAUCCAAGAGGCCCAGAAACUGCCUGGUGAGGAGAUCCAGGAGGCCCAGAAGCUGCCAAGUGAGGAGAUCCAGAAGCUGCAGUGAGGACUGCCAAGUGAGGAGAUCCAGGAGGUCCAGAAGCUGUCAAGUGAGGAGAUCCAGAAGCUGCCAAGUGAGGAGAUCCAGGAGGUCCAGAAGCUGUCAAGUGAGGAGAUCCAGAAGCUGCCAAGUGAGGAGAUCCAGGAGGUCCAAAAGCUGCCAAGUGAGGAGAUUGGGGAGGCCCAGAAGCUGCCAAGUGAAGAAUUCCAGGAAAUCCAGAUUCUUCCAGGUGAGGAGAUCCAGGGGAUCCAGAAGCUGCCAAAUGAGAAGUUCCAGGAGGCCCAGAAAUUGCUAGGUGAAGAAUUCCAGAAGGUCCAGAUUCUUCCAGGAGAGGAGAUCCAGGAGGCCCAGGAGUUGCUAAGUGAAAAAUUCCAGGAGACCCAGAUUCUUCCAGAUGAAGAGUUCCAGAAGACAUGGAGGUCUCUAGGAGAGGAGAAUAGAGAGAUAUUGAGCUUCCUAAAAGAAGGCAACCUGGAGAGAGAGGAGAACCAGGACUCACUAAGCUCUCCAGAAGAGAACAAACAGGAGACAAUUAGUUCUGUAGAAGGAGUGCUCCAGAAAAAGGAGAAUCAGGAGACUCUAGAAUUUCCAGAAGACAACCAGGAAAUGGUGAGCUUUCCAGAAGAAAACCUGGAGAGGGAGGACAACCAGGAGACAACUGGACCUCCAGAAGAAGAAAACCAGGAAAUACCAAAGCCUCUGAAAGAAGAAAUUCAGGAAAUAUUGUAUUUUUCAGAAGGGAACCAGAAGAGAGAGGAGCUACAAGAAAUGUUAGCUCUACCAGAAAAAGAAAUGCAGGAGACAUUAAAAUCUCUGGAUGACGGUAAUUUGGAGAUGGAGGAAGACCAGGAGGUUCCAGAAGAGGGGAAAGGAUACUUGGAGAGGAAGGAGAACCAGGAAACAUUGCAAUGUUUGGAAGUGCAAAGCCUGGAUCUGGCUAGCAUGGAUGUAGCUACCAUGGACCAGGAGCACUCCAGUAGAGAAGAUGAAAAAGCCGCAUGUGAGCUUGGGAAAGAUCAUAAGGAAAUUGCAGAGUUGAAACCAGGCGAACAAAGUGGUGUGGAAGAGAACUGGGAAGUUGUAGAGGGGACAGGAUCGAAGUAUGGUGACCCAGCUGAAUCCUGGCAAGCUGAAGAAGAGGAACUGGGCAGCCAGGAAUCUGAAGAGCAGAAAUUACCAUCAAAGGAAACAAUAGAAGAGGGGAUGACUAAGGGCCCCCAGAUGGAGUUCAGGGAGGUAGGAUCACUGGAACUUGGAGCAGUAACUGAGUAUAUAUUAAAGGAGGAUGGAGCCUUUAGGGAAAGUGAUGGAGUAACCCUGGGGGAUAAUGGAUCCAUUACAGGACUAGAACCAUCAGAAAGAAAAGAGGUGAGAAACCAAGAAUGGCUGGAAAAGGAGGUCUUGGAAUCAGAGAAAUGGGAAGAGGGGCCAUCAGAGCCACACUUCAAGGAAGUGAUUUUGACUUCAGCAGAGCAGUUUGAGAAAAAGACUGAAAAAGAUGUGCAGGAAACAGAUGAGCAGUUCAACAAGUUGCUUAUGGAGAAUGGAACUCAUCCUCAUUUGGAGGCCCCAGAAAUAUUGAAGGAACCAGAGCAGGAGGAGUCUUUAGGAAUGGGAGAAGACCCUGGAUCCCCUUCAGAUACCCUUUCUGCAGAAACCACAAUUGACAACACUGCGGAUGGCAAAGGUACUACUACUCAGUCUGGUCUCAUGGGCCAUGCUUCCUCCCAAGAGGAAAUAAAAGAAGAGAUAAGAGCCUCAGAAAAUCCCCAGAGUUCCCAAGUUGAGGGAGACCCAGAACAAAUGCCACAAUCCUUCAGCUCACUACCCAAAGAUUCCUUGGAGUCCCCCUUUAGGGCUGAAAGCAACCAAGAGUUAUGGGAAAGCUGGGAAACUGAGGAAAGACCAAGGUCCAGUGAGCAGCUGGUUAGGGAAAUAGAGAAGGUUGAUGGCCAAGACAGCUCAGCAGUCUUUCAAGAAGAGGUGGAAGAGAGUGAGGAGGAUGAUCUGAGUGAGACUCUCCCAGACUCCACACCGUUGGGCCUUUAUUCGAGGAACCCAGACUCACCUAGCUGGGGGAUCAUUGGAAAGAAACAGCCUUCUCUUCAAGAGGAGCCUCAUAAUGCUGUUUGGGAUCCUUCUCCCAGCCAUGCCAAAGCCAGUAAGGUUCAGCCUUGUGAGGGAGAGGAGGAUGAGGAAGGAGCUGCUGAUUGUGAAGAAUUUGAGGACCUUGCUGCUGAUGCUUCCUUUUCCCCUAGGGGUUCUGAGGGACUAGUGGAGACUGAGGGGCAUGGGUCAGAAAUGGUACUAAACCCUCCUACUUGGGAUCGGGAUGGAGAGUCUGAUGGGUUUGCAGAUGAAGAAGAAAAUGGGGAGGAGGAAGAAGAAGGUGACGAUGAGGACGAGGAUGAUGAUGAUGACGACGACGAUGACAGUGAUGGGAGAGGUGAGGAGAUUAGGCACUGGAAGUUGGGUCCCUCUUUGGGAAGUCCAGUGAGCUAUCAUCAGGAAGAGGAACCCUUUGAGAACAUGGACAGAAAUGCUGAUGCCCCCCUAGAUACCGAAGAGAGAGAGGGAAUAGAAAAUCCCUCUCCUGAAGUUCUGGAGGUUGAAAAAGAGAUUAAGCUCUCAGGCAGACCAAAGUCACUGAACAGCGAUAUACAAUCAGACUCCGAAGGAGAGCAUUUUCAUGUAACUGAAGAUAGGGGAGACUCAGACCUGGAGGAGGAGCUGGAGACUCCCCUACCACAAAAUCAAGGCCCUUUAGGAGUGAGUGACCUGACCCCUUUGGAUAAGGAGGGCCAAGUCACUGAUGGUGACCUGAUAGAAAUACCCUGUAAAGUAGAUGAUGGUGUCAGGAAAUCUGGCGCUAGCCUCAAUGGUGGGGGACUCAGCCUUAACCAACCAGAUGACAUCAGGGCAGAAAUAUUGAAUGGGUUGGGGAAGCUUGAGGAAGCAGGUCAGGGAAAGCUAUGGGACCUGGAGAGAGAGGGAGGUGAAGGGAAAGCCGCGGGGGAGGAGCUCUCUUCCCAGACUCUAUGGAGUGGAGGUCCCCUCAUCCUGGAGCAGAGACCAUUCCUGAAGUUCACUCAGAACAAGGAAGAAGAUAGAGAUUCUUGGUCCUCUGGGGAUGAGUAGAAAGGAGUCUCUCUUCUCUCUUCUAGUUCUGGGAAGGGGACAUGAAAAUGUAACAAUCCUCACCCCCACAUUUCCUUCAAGCAGGGUAUCUUAGUCUUGACAUGACUCAUGACUUAAUUUCAGUGUUUUGACCCUUAUGGUCAGGAGGUGGGUUGGAGAAAAGGGAUUUCCCCAGAAUGAAAGCUCUGGGGAAAAAAACCAAUUCAGUCCCUCCCUCCCUUGGAAAAGUGGUAUAGGAGUACCUUCUUCCAUUUCUUUUCUGAAAUUUGGAUCAGUUCCUGGUCACCACAGACCUCCCUAGGUCCCUCACUGUGGUCAUCCCUCAUUCCCCCCAAAACUCUCUUUUUCAAAGAGGGGAGAUGAGGGGCAUUCCCUACUUUGAGUACAGUGGAAGUGGAAGAGUCACCAGGGAAAGUUAGGGGACAGAGUUUUAACUCUUGAGCUAGUAGUGACAGCAUCUGAGGUUCUACCUUUAUCCAGUCUGCAGUGUGGGGGAGGGGGGGAGGAUGGGGGAUGUCCCUUCAUUGUUAACCCUCUUGUUAGAGGAGGGACCAUCAAGCAUUUUAAUAUGCUCAGCCUGAACCCUUACCCCCUCCACCCCUAUGAUAUUUAGGUUGGUUUUGUGAAUAAAGUAAUCACAGCCACCACCA